GGUGAUUUCUGGGAAGAAGCUUGUGCAGCCGUUAUUUCAGUGAAUUGAAGCAGCAUACUUUCACUUUCACUCUCGGUGUAGGGAGUGUAUGGCAAAUAUCUUAGGAACAAAGACACAAAUAUAAGACGGGAGGAGCCUCGGAACAUCGGGUUUGUGCGGUUCUAAAUUUAAGAACCAUGUAUGCUUUCUGCUGUUCAACCAAGUCGCUUUGCUAACGAUAGGCUAUAAUCAGCUUCUUUGCCUAGUCAUGGCGUGUGGCAGGCUCAUGUCCGCUCCGGUGUGUCUCAUUGAAAAUGAUGAAAAUGGGCAGCUGCAUGUGAGAAAAGAGGCCAAAGACAUUCUGGAUGGGAUCAAGGAGCCGGUGGUGGUGGUGUCUGUGGUGGGACUCUACCGUACGGGCAAAUCUUACCUCAUGAACCGCCUGGCAGGACAACAGUCCGGCUUUGCUCUCGGCAGCACCAUUGAAUCAAAAACCAAAGGCAUCUGGAUGUGGUGUGUCCCUCACCCUAAUAACAAAGGACACACUCUUGUGCUGCUGGAUACAGAGGGACUUGGAGACGUGGAGAAGGGGGAUGAGAAACAUGACACAUGGAUCUUCUGUCUGGCUGUUCUUCUCAGCAGCACUCUAGUGUACAACAGCUUAGGAGUCAUUGAUAACACGGCACUGGAAAAGCUGCACUAUGUUACAGAGCUUACAGAGAACAUUCGUGUGAAGGCAAAAGAGGGUCAACAUGAGGAAGAGUCGGCUGAUUUCAUGAGAGUUUUUCCAUCGUUUGUGUGGGCUGUUCGUGACUUUACUUUGGAACUGAAAAGGGGAGAUGAACUAAUAACAUCAGAUGAGUAUCUGGAGGGCGCAUUGAAACCCAAAACAGGUUGUUCACCUCAGACUGUGCGGUAUAACCUGCCCCGUAAUUGUUUGCGGCAAUUCUUUGCGGUGAGGAAGUGCUUUGUCUUCCCUCGACCUGCUAGCACGCCAAACAUGAGGCGAAUGGAGCAGCUGAAUGAGGAAGAACUGGAGUCAGAGUUUCUUGAGCAGGCAAACACCUUCUGCUGUUACAUCUACAACAAUGCACAACCAAAAACAGUCACUGGAGGCUGUACAAUUACUGGAACAGCUCUGGGUAAUCUUGCUGAGGUUUAUGUUGAGGCGAUUCGCAGCGGGAAGGUUCCCUGUCUGGAGAACGCAGUGGUGUCUCUGGCUAAGAUCCAGAAUGUCCGUGCAGUGGAGGAGGCCCUGCAGCUCUACAUGACAGAGAUGUUCAACAUGCUUCAGCUUCCAAUGCACCCAGAAGAGCUGUCUGACAUCCACACAGAUGCAGAGAAGAAGGCAAUUGAAGUUUUCAUCACCUUGUCCUUCAAUGACAAUGACAAGACAUACCAUCAAGAGCUCAUGGGGAAGAUUCAUAAUGAAUAUCAAGAUAUGUGCCAGCAGAAUCUUGAAGCGUCUCGCAUGCAGUGUGAGGAGAUUCUGCAUGAGGUGUUUGAUAAGCUGGAUAAAAGCAUUUCUAACGGAUCAUACUUAAAACCUGGAGGAUAUCAACAGUACAGGGACACUCUCAGUCAUCUGACCAGUGACUACAGAGCAAGAACGCACUCACAAAUAAUGUGUGAAGAAGUGUUGAGUACAUAUUUGAGAGCAAAAGAAGAUGCUGGAAAUAUGAUUCUACAAGCUGACCAAUCUCUCAGUAAGGUGGAACAGGAGAAUGAGGUGCAAAGACUGAAGAAUGAAAUUCUUGAGCAGCGGCAAAAAGGUCUAGAGGAACAGAACCAGUUACAGGAGCAAGCAUUUAAAGACAUGCAGAGAACCCAUGAUGAGCAUGUGAAGCAGAUCUUUCAUCAGAUGGAGAGAGAGCAGGAAAGGAUCAUCAGAGACAAUGAACGAGUCCUGGAAGCUAAAUUGAAGGAAAGAGAAGCUCUUCUACAGCAGGGCUUUCAGCAGGAGGCUGCCAGGAUGCAGCGUGAGAUUGACAGCCUAAAAUCAGACAUGAAUAAACAGGAAACGUCCCAACCCUCCACGGUGAGCAAGGUUAUGGAUGGUAUCGGCACCGCAGCAACUUUUUUGUUGCCAGGUUUCAUUCCUAAAUUAGCUGGCAUUGGUCUGUCCAUGUUUUCAAAACUGUUUUGAAAAUGGACAUAUAUUAUUGACAUACUUAACAUAUACGUACAUACAUGCAUGUAGUUUAUUCUCAUAUUAUACGCCGUAUUAAUUGAUAAGGAAACUAAAUUUGUUAUAAGCUAUGAACAAAGCUUUUGUUAUCAGAGUGACUGCUGUCUUCCACGUAGUGUUAAAACGAUUUACAAAAUCAGUGUUUCCUUAUGUAAAUCUUCCUGAGAACCUUCCAGUUAAAAGCCCUUACUUGUGGCUAAAUUAUGGCUGAUGUCUAUGUCCAGUAACAGCUUUGACAUCAAACAAUAGUGUGGUACUUUCUUUGUGUUUAAAGGUUUAGCUUAGAUGUCGGAUGUUCUUAAACUGAGUUAGAGUGUAUUCACUUUUUUUUGUUUGCUUGUAA
Carassius gibelio (silver crucian carp) is the source of this 2510-nucleotide messenger RNA. RefSeq names its product guanylate-binding protein 1. The coding region runs from base 248 to 2125 and encodes 625 amino acids. Lineage: Eukaryota; Metazoa; Chordata; Actinopteri; Cypriniformes; Cyprinidae. The record is from RefSeq and is a predicted model, not a curated record. The transcript is spliced from 11 exons. Gene Ontology annotation, molecular function: GTP binding; GTPase activity.